AUGCAAACUCCAACUCUCAUCACCCUUACACUUUCCCUUCUCGCUCUCUCGGUAUCAGCCACUCCACCCGCUUGUCUCCUCGCGGCCGUCAAUGAACAAGCUACACCCUCUGAUUUGAAAGCUCUUUGCGGAACGUUGGAAAAUGCGGUUGUGGGAAAUAUUACAGAGAAAUGUGUAAAGGAAACUUAUGAGGAGGCUGUGAGCUCUUAUAAGAGUACUUGUCUUGAGAAAGCGGGGGUUACAAUUACAAUUACAUCAUCAUCAUCUUCCUCCUCCUCCUCCUCCUCCGCCUCAGCCACAGCUACUGGCAAAACAACAGCAUCCAGCUCAGCUACCGCAACCGCAAGUGGAAGCGGAGCAAAAACUACUAGUAGCGGAAGUGCAACUGGUACGAGUGGAUCGACAGCUAGUGCAACAGGAAGUGCUGCUGCUGCAACUGUCACCGCUGCUGGAAAUGCUGCUGGAGCUUUAGCUGUUCCUGGAUUUUUAGGUGUCGUUGGAUUAGUUGGUGCUUUUUUGUUCUAG
Molecule: messenger RNA, 525 nt
Organism: Sclerotinia sclerotiorum 1980 UF-70
Lineage: Eukaryota; Fungi; Ascomycota; Leotiomycetes; Helotiales; Sclerotiniaceae
Exons: 2
Coding region: 1-525 (174 amino acids)
Source: RefSeq, a predicted model, not a curated record